This is a messenger RNA of Aspergillus eucalypticola CBS 122712, 1845 nucleotides long. RefSeq names its product putative transporter. Gene Ontology annotation, molecular function: amino acid transmembrane transporter activity. Lineage: Eukaryota; Fungi; Ascomycota; Eurotiomycetes; Eurotiales; Aspergillaceae. Gene Ontology annotation, cellular component: vacuolar membrane. The coding region runs from base 1 to 1845 and encodes 614 amino acids. The record is from RefSeq and is a predicted model, not a curated record. The transcript has 7 exons. Gene Ontology annotation, biological process: amino acid transmembrane transport.
AUGCCUGAAUCCACAAUUCCUGCGGCUGCUGGUGCCCAGGCUUCUAGCUCACAUAGGUCGAUUGCGCCUGGUAGGCCGAGCGCUGAAUCUGCAAUUGAGUCUGAUGUGUAUCCUUAUGGGCUUGCAACCAGCAGUGGCAGCUAUUCAAGAGUAGAAGAUAGCUACCCGAGGCCAAGAUCAGCGUCCUUCUCCGCGCGGUUCAGACAGGCAGGAGGAGUCAAUAGCAUUGACAACUUUGCUCGGUCGUGGCAGCGAGCUGCAUAUUUUCCAGAAGUCUUACCUCGACGAUCGUCAUUUGUGAUAGACUCCGACGAAGAAUGGGCUGGGAAUACAAACGACAUCUUCAGGCCACAUGAUUACUCGGGGCAUGGGGCCGACGUUACACGUCCCUUGUUGGGUGCCGAUGGAGAAAGUGAAGACAAUGCCAUGGCCGGCCAGCUGGAUCUGAGAAAAAAAACAUCGAUUGCAGACAUUUUUGAACCAUCGCUGGGGGGUUCGUACGGAACGAUUUCUUCCCGCGUUAGUGCGACGGCACGGAAGCAUGCGAUCCAAUUGCACAGAGAGCAACAAAGUCAUGGUGAUACAUCUGUGGGCUACGAAAGGGAACCGGUCCUUGUAAAGCAGGUGCAUCAUGAAGACGGUACAAGAGAGUGUAUCGUUGUCGGCCAAUCUACGGUUCCACAGACAAUCUUCAAUUCCGUCAACGUUUUAAUCGGUGUUGGUUUGUUGAGCUUGCCACUAGCUCUGAAGCAUGCUGGCUGGCUUCUUGGCCUGCUAUUUCUGCUAUUCGCUGCAGUGGCCACAAAUUACACGGCAAAGAUCCUUGCAAAGUGUCUUGAUGCUGAUCGGAGUAUUGUCACUUACGCAGAUCUAGCAUACAUUAGCUUCGGUCACCACGCACGCUUAGCGACAAGUCUCUUGUUCUGCUUGGAACUAGUUGGGGCUUGUGUUGCACUGGUUGUGCUUUUUGCGGACAGUUUGCAAGCUCUCAUCCCGGGCUUGAGCCUUCUUCAGUGGAAAAUAGUAUGCGGACUUUUGCUUGUUCCCCUCAACUUUUUACCAUUGCGACUUCUUAGCGUGACAAGUAUACUCGGCAUACUUUCUUGUACCUCUAUUGUCAUUAUCACUUGUAUUGAUGGGCUUACGAAACCAACCGCCCCGGGAUCUCUCCUUCAACCAGCCAGGACGUAUUUAUUGCCUGACAAUUGGGCCACUCUUCCUCUUAGCUUUGGGCUGAUAAUGUCACCAUGGGGUGGCCACGGCGUAUUUCCAAAUAUAUACCGCGAUAUGCGGCAUCCACAGAAGUACGGCAAGAGUCUGUGGGUCACUUAUAUUUUUACGUAUUCUCUUGACUGCACGAUGGCCAUAGUGGGCUGGAUCAUGUUUGGAGACGAUGUUCGAGAUGAAGUCACUGCCAACAUCCUACGCACAGAAGAAUAUUCGCAGGUAUUGUCUAUUUGCAUGAUCAUGUUCAUCGCCAUCAUUCCAAUCACAAAAGUACCAUUGAACUGCCGGCCGCUCGUGGCCACAGUCGAAGUCCUCUGUGGACUUGGCCAUGGUUCAAAGCUUUCAAAAGCCUUAAUACGCAUCCUUGUCGUGGUCAGCAUUGUUAUCAUGGCAGUGUUAUUCCCUUCGUUUGAUCGAAUCAUGGCGCUGAUGGGGUCAGCUUUAUGUUUCACGAUCUGCAUCAUAUUGCCGGUUGCCUUCCACCUGAAAAUAUUUGGCAACGAAAUAAGUCCAAGAGAACGGGUACUGGACUGGUGCCUUUUAAUAACUUCCUCGAUAUUGGCGUUGAUUGGGACUGCAUGGUCCAUUCUGCCACAGGAUGCCAUCCCUGCACUGUAA